GCAGAGUCAGGCUGAGAAUAGAUAACUCGUGUCCUCAGACUCCCAUAACAGUUCAUCAGAUGUUCAAGGACAGCCUAGAAAAAUAUGGAUCGCUUAAUGCUUUGGCCAGCAAAAAAAAUGGAAAGUGGGAGAAGAUAACUUUUUCAGAGUAUUAUUGCCUCUCCAGGAAAGCAGCCAAAGGCUUUUUGAAGAGGAAUUGUCACAGGGAUAUACACAACCAAUUCUCCAGAGGCCUGUCACUACAUUGCUCAUGACAGCAAAACCAAUAUCAUGGUUGUGGAAAAUCGGAAGCAACUGGACAAGAUAAUGCAGAUCUGGAAUCACUUGCCACACUUGAAAGCUGUUGUGCUAUAUAAGGACUCCAUUCCAAAGAGAUACCCAAAUUUGUAUACGAUGGAAGAGUUUCUGGCUUUGGGAGAUGACGUGUCUGAUACUACUUUGGAUGAUAUUAUUAACUCUCAAGAGCCAAAUCAGUGCUGUGUGCUAAUAUACACGUCCGGAACAACUGGGAAGCCAAAAGGAGCCAUGCUGAGUCAUGACAAUAUAACUUGGACAGCAGCACACUGCAGCAGAGCAGGAGAAAUGCAACCUGCAGAGGUCCAACAGGAGUCAAUCGUCAGUUAUCUCCCCCUCAGCCACAUAGCUGCGCAGAUAUAUGACCUGUGGACUGGAAUCAAGUGGGGAGAGCAAGUUUACUUUGCUGAGCCAGAUGCUCUGAAGGGCAGCUUGGUCAACACACUAAAAGAAGUACAGCCAACAUCUCACAUGGGAGUUCCUCGAGUAUGGGAGAAAAUCAUGGAGAAAUUAAAGGAUGCUUCUGCUCAGUCAGGAUUUAUGAAGAAGAAAAUGCUGUCAUGGGCUAUGUCACUUAGCUUAGAGAGAAACCUAAGCUGCUCAAGCAGCAGUGAUUUAAAACAGUUCUGGAUGAGGUUAGCAGACUACUUUGUGCUUGCAAAAGUACGUAAUGCACUGGGGUUUUCUUCCUGUCAGAAGCACUUUUCUGGUGCUGCUCCUCUCAAUACAGAAACACUUUAUUUCUUCUUGGGUCUGAACAUCACCCUGUAUGAGGCCUAUGGGAUGAGUGAGACCUCAGGCCCCCAUUGUCUAUCUGGGCCAACCAAUUACAGGCAGCACAGCUGUGGAAAACCAACACCUGGCUGCAGAGUGAAAUUGGUGGACAAAGAUGCAGAAGGCAAUGGAGAAAUCUGUUUCUGGGGAAGGACUGUUUUCAUGGGUUAUUUAAAUAUGGAAGAAAAAACAAGAGAAUCGUUUGAUGAGGAUGGGUGGCUGCAUUCUGGAGAUUUAGGAAAACUAGACAAGGAUGGCUUUCUCUAUGUCACUGGAAGAAUUAAAGAUUUGAUAAUUACAGCUGGAGGUGAAAAUGUGCCUCCGAUUCCAAUUGAAGAUGCUGUUAAAAAAGAACUCCCAAUUGUUAGUAACGCUAUGGUGAUUGGAGAUAAGAAGAAGUUUUUGUCAAUGUUGCUGACCCUAAAGAGUGUGCUGGACCCAGAUACAUCUGAGCCCACUGACAUUCUCACUGAGCAAGCCAGAGACUUCUGCCAGAAGACUGGUAGUAAAGCCACUAGAGUAUCAGAGAUUGUAGCUGCAAGAGACCAGGCAAUCUACCAAGCCAUUCAGGAGGGAAUCGACAAAGUCAACAUGAAUGCCACUAAUCGGGUCCAUUGUAUCCAAAAAUGGAUAGUCCUGCCAAGAGAUUUUUCCAUUUCGGGGGGAGAACUAGGUCCAACGAUGAAGCUGAAGCGGCUCACCGUGCUAGAGAAAUACAGAACUGAAGUGGACUCCUUCUAUGAAGAAUAA
Messenger RNA from Nestor notabilis (Kea), 1818 nucleotides. It is a transcript of the gene ACSBG1, whose product is annotated as acyl-CoA synthetase bubblegum family member 1. The coding region runs from base 271 to 1818 and encodes 515 amino acids. Gene Ontology annotation, molecular function: long-chain fatty acid-CoA ligase activity. Lineage: Eukaryota; Metazoa; Chordata; Aves; Psittaciformes; Psittacidae. The transcript has 11 exons. Gene Ontology annotation, cellular component: endoplasmic reticulum; membrane. The record is from RefSeq and is a predicted model, not a curated record.